This is a messenger RNA of Geodia barretti, 204 nucleotides long. The record is from the annotation of a GenBank genome assembly. NCBI's taxonomy places the organism in Eukaryota, Metazoa, Porifera, Demospongiae, Tetractinellida, Geodiidae.
AACGUGAAGGUUUGGAGCACAAUGCUGAACAAACACUUUCAGCGUCAGGUCAACUCACUCUGUGUACUCUGCCGACAUGAGGAGAGAGGGUGCACGUGGCAAGGAGAUGUGUCUACCUUUGACUCACACGUCCAGUUUUGUGCAAUGAAGUAUGCUCCACUGAUGAAAACCAAACUAAAUUCCCUUGUGUGUGGUAAAGAUGUU